AUACUCUGGUGAGACUGUAAAGAAAGAGAAAAAAACAGAUAUAGAUACGUAUAUACGUGAAGAAUUUAUAAGAAAAAGAGAGAGACAGAUGAAGAUAGCGAAUGAUAAUGAUUAAUUUUGUAAAUGUGGAGUCAAUGUUGGACCAACAUUUUAUUUACAACUUUUAUUAUCAAUUUAAAGAUGAAAAUAAUUCUAUGGAAUAAGUUGAUCGAUGAUUCUAUCUUGCAAUAAAACGAUUUAAGAACUUUAACGUGUCUACGAUAUAGUCAAUCAAUGUGCGGAGUUUUAUGAAUGAAACGAAAAAAAACAGAAACGAGUCAAUGAUCGUCCAGUGAUACUCGACAUAAAUAAUUUUACGAGCGAUACUCGACGAUCAUUGAUCGAUUCACAAAUUCGUCUUAUUCAUAAAAUUCUUUCAUUGACGAACUUUUUCGUCGAACUAUUUUCAUUUUUAAACGUGUAUGAUCGAUAUUGAGAUACUGUCCAAAAAAAAUUAAUACGCGAGUAUAAAGAGUCCACCCAAUUAGAAUUAAAAAAAACAAUUAUAAUUCUUUUCUUUCCCCUCAUUACCUGCCAGAUAUCGAACGAUCUUAAAAACUAUCGUAAAUGAUUUUCUUCUAAUUAAAGAUACUCACGUGUUCUGCAAAUUUAAAUAAAUGCUCUUCGUUUAGACGAUACCACCGCUUAAAAAGAAAAUACGAGAAUCUCUAAGUUCUCUCGCGCUUUCGUAUAUAAUUAAAGGAAGCAACAGUGUCAUCAACAAGGCAACUUAGAAUGAAUGAAGUGUUCUCGUUAGUUGUGUUCCCAAAUGCGGAUUAGCAUUAAUUGUUGUCAGUUGAUAUCGUUCGAAAGACGAUUCAUUCGACUAUCGAUUUUAAUGAUAAUCGUGUUCACUCUCUAUCUCUCUCUUUCUUUGCUUCUCUCCUUUUAAUCAUUUUUCUCAUUCUCUCUUUCUUUCUUUCUACAUUUUGUGUCGUUCUCUCUCUAUUCGUCGAUUAGAAAAAAGGUGUAAAAGAAUAUAAGUUACUUACAUAAAAUAAUUAUCGACAAUUACUGACGAUUAUCGAUGAGAACUGAUUACUGUAAUAUAAACGAUAAAACGUUUCCUAUUUUCUUCUUUUACAUUUUUUUUCAUCUUUUUUAUUGAAUUACCCGUCUUCUUUAUCGAAAAUUUCUAGAAAAAAAAAAUUGAAAAAGAAAGGGAGAGAGAGAAAAAGAGAGAAAGAGAGAGAGAGAGAGAGAAAGAAAUAGGAGACGUCGAAAUUUCUCACCUUUUUUUCGAUUGCUCUUACAAUUCCUCUCCGUUCUAAUUAUAUAUUUCAUUCCUCUUAUCUUUCGACGAAAAUGAUAAUCAUAUCCUCGUCGUGAUAAGGUUUCUAUUACUAUGAUAUGCUGCAUAAUGAAAGAAUUUGUUUCUUCUUUCUAUAUUCUUUGCACACAUUCCAUAUAUUAACAGCAUUAACACACACAUAUCCACACACACACACGUGCACACGUAUGAAACUGAGAUAUCCACACAUACAUAGAAAUACACACAGAUAAAAAGAGUGAGAGAGAAUAAGAAAGAUUGUAAGAGAAAAGUAUAAAAAGAGAUACACAUAAUUUACAUAAAUACAUGCAUAAACAUAUGCACACACGAACUAUAGUUUCUUUCUUCGUAGUGCACACUAUUUGAUUCUGGCGUUAUCUCGCGUGCGUAUUGUAUAUUAUAUACAUAAACUUAAUAAUUAUUAUUCGCGUAUUAAUCUCCGAUAAAGCACAGCUCUUUAACGUUUUAUCUUACGAGAAAUGGAUGACGUUAAUUGGGCGCGUGUUAUCUUUACGCGUAUAUUUGUAAUAAGAACAGAUUGAGCAUGGAUGCUAACAAUAUAAAAAUUGUAUCUGUGCUGCCAUUAGCGUUAAAAAUGAGAAAAAAAGAGAGAGAGAGGGAGAGAGUGAGUAAGUGAGUGAGUGAGUGAGUGAAUGAGUGAAAAUGUAUGUGUGAAAUUUAAACAAAGAAAGAGAGAAAGAUAGAGAAAGAAAGAGAGAAAGAGAGAGAAAAGGAAGUGCGUGAAACGGUCGAAAAGCCAAAGUAUAUAGUUAAAACAAAGUCCCUUACAUUUACAGGCACUCAUACGAUCGCGAAAACACACAUGUGUGUGUAUAUAUAUGUAUGUAUAUAUAUAUACAUACACGCAUACACACACGUAUAUAUAUACGCAGUUGAUACUUUCAUGUCAUACUUAACACAUAACGGACACACACAUAUACACACGCGCACGCAGCAUAAUUUACGUACCCGAGAUGUAAUCGUGUAAAAGCCUUUUAAUCCCAAGCAAAAAGAGUUCGUUUCGCGGUCAAGCAUGAUUUUAGGAACCUUCAUGUCGAAUAAUUAUUAAUUAGCAUUCUCAUUCCAUAUAUCGUGUAAUCGAGAUAUCGAGCGGUCGCGAGCAGUACGUAUUUAGCGUGAUAAAACAAAAAAAAAAAGAAAAAAAUAAAUAAAACCAGAAAUAUAAGAGGAUAAAAUGGACCUACAAAGAAUAUGGUUCGUUAGCGUGUACUACUGUGUAUUCGAAUGUGAUCGAUUUGUUAAUUAAGAUUGUCAUGUUUCCUUUAAGUUGUGCUUUUUAAUGUUAUCAUUAUCAUCAUCGGAAUUAUUAACAUUAUUGUCAUUUAUUAUUAUUAUUAUUAUUAUUAUUAUUAUUAUUAUUAUUAUUAUUAUUAUUAUUGAUUAUUGAUUAUAUUAUUGAUUAUUAUUGAUAUUAUUAUUAUUAAUAUUAUUAUUAUUAUAAUUAUUAUUAUUAUUACCAUUAUUAGUAUAUUAUUAUAUUAUUAUAAUUAGUUAUUAACAUCGUUAUUGUCUUCGAUCAUGACAUUUGAACAAUUUCUUGUUUCUAGUCAAAAUCUUCUAGUCUCGUUAUAAUUAUUCCAUCGACACAUACGAUCCCAAAGCGAUAAAAACACGCGUUGCAGGAACAAUACGAUCUUGCGAUAUAUAGAGAGAGAGAGAGAAAGCGAUACAUUACGCCGUACAACAAAUACAGUAUACAGUCCGUAAAUAUGAGGUAAAUGUUGAUUUGUUUAAAUAAAUGUAAGUUUGAAAAUCCACCGUGAGUUUGUAUUCGCGCCAAAUCGAUUCUGAUUGGCCCUCGUGUAAUUUUCGUAUUUCCAAGUUUAUAUUGAACUUUUUCAUCGAGAUAUUUUCUUGAAAAAUUUUACGAAAAAAAGAAAUCGAGUAAAGUAUAAUAAUAAUUAAAAAAUAUUAUAUAGUUUUUCGUUCGAGAAAUAAUAGUCGAUAAGUUAGGAAAUAGUCUUAUCGAAUAUUUUUCGUGUGCGCGAGUAAGAACGAUGACGUAUCAAGAUGGCCGACCUCAACAAAGAAUUAAACGAAUAUCUUCUCAGUAACAAAAAUGAGAAACAGUUUAAAAUCUCUGUACCCUCCGUAACAUUACCGAAGCCGAACAUUGGGAAAUGGCUUGGAAGAAACACAGAUGAAACGAAGGAAGAAACGGGAUGGAUUCAAGGAACACAAAAAGAAUGUUGUCCUAGUAUGACGAAAAUGCAAAGACUGAUGGGCUUUAUCUUUUGCUUUUUUAUGGAAUUAUUAUGCUUUUGUCUUUCGGCCAUGUAUAUCCCUUUACUUCUUACAAAAGCAAGAAAAUUUGCUUUGUUAUAUACUUUAGGAAAUUCAUUCUUUUUAUUAAGUUUCUGCUUUUUGUGGGGUCCGAUAAAUUAUCUAAAAUCUCUAUUCACGGCUGAAAGAAGAUGUUUUACGAUAUCUUAUUUUGUAACAUUGAUAGGCACAUUGUAUUUUGCACUCCACUUACAAUCAACACCAUUAACAGUACUUUGUGCUGUUUUACAGAUAAUUGCUAUGUUAUCAUUCCUUUUAUCAGGUAUUCCAGGUGGAACUACAGGCCUAAUGUUUUUUACCAGAAUGUUCAAGUCAUCUGUAAAUUCUUCUUUACCUGUAUGAUAUUAUUAUAUUUUAGGUAUCAAAAACUACGUAUUUAUAAUAUAAAGAAAUCUUUCUCUAAAAUAUCUGUGUCUAUAGUUUUCAAAGACUGUAUUAUAUUGUUCUAUCAUUUUUAUGUUGUAUUGUGUAUACCAAUGCACAUUCUUGUUUAUAUAUGUAUUUCUGUAUAGGAUAUGUUUUAGAAGAUAACUUUUCAAAAUUUUCAAAAUUUUUUAUUUUUAAUACGAUCAUUAUUGUACAAAAGCAAUAAUGUUAAAUAAUCAUAAAUAUCUCAUAUACAUUUAUUUUAACAUAUAAUUAGGUAACAAAAAUAUUAUAAUUAUUAUAAUUGAUUAUUUAUGUAGAUUAUACCUCUUAUUUUUAGGAACUUUAGUAGCUUUUGUUCUAUUAUUAUUUCCUCGCAAUUGUUUUACUUUCAAGGGUAGAUACAUAAUAUUAUUAGAUUUCUUGUUAGAAUUCAUUUUUACAUCACUUGUAUUAUUUUUUCUUUUUCUUAUUACUUCUUUAGAUUCGUUAACCUUAUCUAAAGAAAAAUCGAAAUAUCUCGUGCUUUGUAAACUUGAUACAUUGUUAUCAUUAUCAUUAAGACUGACAUUAGUUAUGGAAAUAAAAUCAGUAUUUUCCUCUUGAAUAUUACUGGUAUUACAGGUUGCAUUUGGUGGAAUAAAUAUUCUUUCUUUGCGUGAUGAUCUAAACUUAUAUACAUUUUCAUCUGGGAUUAAUUUGUUAACCUCAGAAGUAUUUUCUUUAGGUACACUAUUAUUUACUUCAGUGACAUCAGAUAUUGUACAAUCUAAAGCUUCAUCAGAGGGGAAUAUUUGUAAUGACUGUGUUGAUGCAGGAUAAUUUUUAGAUAUUUCCAAUACAUUAUUAUAUAACGUAUAAAAAUGAUGAUCUGAAGAUAACACUACUUUCUAUAAUCAAAAAUACAUUGAAUUUAGAUAAAA
This is a messenger RNA of Vespula pensylvanica (western yellowjacket), 4902 nucleotides long. Its product is annotated as protein transport protein sft2. The coding region runs from base 3341 to 3955 and encodes 204 amino acids. The record is from RefSeq and is a predicted model, not a curated record. Gene Ontology annotation, cellular component: membrane. NCBI's taxonomy places the organism in Eukaryota, Metazoa, Arthropoda, Insecta, Hymenoptera, Vespidae. Gene Ontology annotation, biological process: vesicle-mediated transport. The transcript is spliced from 3 exons.